Molecule: messenger RNA, 3973 nt
Organism: Cajanus cajan (pigeon pea)
Lineage: Eukaryota; Viridiplantae; Streptophyta; Magnoliopsida; Fabales; Fabaceae
Product: Tetratricopeptide repeat (TPR)-like superfamily protein
Biological process (GO): mitochondria-nucleus signaling pathway; chloroplast-nucleus signaling pathway
Cellular component (GO): chloroplast
Molecular function (GO): protein binding
Source: RefSeq, a predicted model, not a curated record
UAAAAUUGACUAUGAAAUUGAACACAACGAAUGGCCGGAAUGGUCUUCCCCGUAUCCUCCAUAAACCCUAAUAGCAUUAAUCCAUUCAUUCUUGUUCCAUCAACACUAGCAAUGAAUCCCUUCAUGCUUUACCAACACCAAUCCCCAAUAUGAAGAAUCAAAAUCCAGUUGAAGUUCUUUUCACCAAAAAUGUUGCUUUUUGCGCGCAACAUCGGUGGCAGGGCCUCGCCCCGAGUAAGCUCCUUCUAUUCCUCACCCCUUCAAAACCCUUUUCCCCUUUUCUUCACUCCUUCGUUUCCCUCCUCUCAAAAUUCAAUUUUUGCACGCCCCAUGAUUUGGUUCACUAGCUUUCUGUGCGUUAUAAGAUACCCCUUUGUCUCAAAACCUUCUUUUGAUGACAUUGCAUCCGAAUCAAUGCGUAGUGCCUUGCAGAAAGACGGUCCCCACAUGUUUGAAUCAGCAUUGGCACCCAUUUGGGUGUCCAAGGCUUUGGUGAAAUUGAAAGGGGACCCAAAAUCAGCCCUGAAGUUCUUCAAGGAGGCCGGGGCUCGACCUGGGUUUCGCCACACCGCGGAGUCUUAUUGCAUUUUGGCUCACAUUUUAUUUUGUGGGGUGUUUUAUCUUGAUGCCAGAAGUGUAAUUAGGGAGUGGAUUUUGUUGGGGAGGGAAAUUCCGGGUUGUGAUUUUUUUGAUCUGUUGUGGUCGACCAGGAAUGUUUGUAGGCCUGGGUUUGGUGUGUUUGAUACUUUGUUUAGUGUUUUAGUAGAGUUGGGGAUGCUUGAGGAGGCUAGGCAAUGCUUUUGGAAGAUGAACAGGUUCAGGGUUCUGCCAAAAGUGAGGUCCUGUAAUGAGCUUCUUCACAGGCUUUCGAAAUCAGGCAAAGGGAAUUUGUCCUUUAGUUUUUUCAAGGACAUGGUUGUGGCUGGUCUUUCGCUCUCGGUUUUUACAUAUAAUAUAGUGAUAGGUUGUCUGGCCAGAGAAGGGGACUUAGAAACUGCCAGGAGUUUAUUUGAAGAAAUGAAAUGCAUGGGUCUUAGACCGGACGUUGUCACUUAUAAUUCUCUCAUUGAUGGGUAUGGAAAGGCAGGGUUAUUAACCGGGGCAGUUAUUGUAUUUGACGAAAUGAAAGAUGCAGGAUGUAAACCGGAUUUGAUAACAUACAAUUCUCUUAUUAAUUGUUUUUGUAAAUUUGAAAGAAUUCCUCAAGCUUUUGAGUAUCUGCACGAGAUGAAGAAAAGAGGGUUGCAACCAAAUGUUGUAACUUAUAGUACACUAAUUGAUGCAUUUUGCAAGGCGGGCAUGAUACUGGAAGCAAAUAAAUUUUUCAUUGACAUGAUACAUGUUGGUCUUCUACCCAAUGAAUUUACAUAUACAUCUCUGAUUGAUGCAAAUUGUAAAAUAGGUGAUCUCAAUGAAGCAUUUAAACUGGAAAGGGAGAUGCAGCAGGCUGGAGUUAACGUAAAUAUUGUCACCUACACGGCUUUACUGGAUGGUCUUUGUGAAGAUGGAAGAAUGAGAGAAGCAGAAGAAUUAUUUGGAGCAUUGUUGAAAGCUGGAUGGACUCUUAAUCAGCAGAUUUAUACUUGUCUUUUUCAUGGAUAUAUCAAGGCUAAGAUGAUAAAGAAUGCCAUGGAUAUUUUAGAGGAAAUGAACAAGAAAAACUUCAAACCAGAUCUGUUGCUCUAUGGAACUAAAAUAUGGGGCCUUUGCAGACAAAAUAAAAUACAAGAUUCUAAGGCUGUAAUUUGCGAGAUGAUGGAUUGUGGUCUGACUGCAAAUAGUUAUAUAUAUACCACCUUUAUGGAUGCAUAUUUUAAGGUUGGGGAAACCACGGAAGCUGUUAAUCUAUUGCAAGAGAUGCAAGAAUUAGGUAUCAAGACAACAGUGGUAACAUAUGGUGUACUAAUUGAUGGUUUAUGCAAAAAAGGUUUAGUUAAACAGGCUAUUAGUUACUUUGAACACAUGACUAGAACUGGUUUGCAACCUAAUAUUAUGAUUUAUACUGCUCUGAUUGAUGGCCUUUGUAAAAAUGAUUGUGUUGAAGAAGCCAAGAACCUAUUCAAUGAGAUGCUGGAUAAGGGAAUCAGUCCAGAUAAAUUAGUUUACACUUCUUUGAUUGAUGGGAACAUGAAGCAUGGAAAUCCUGAAGAAGCUUUGAGUUGGCGGGAUAGAAUGAUUGAAAUGGGUAUGGAGCUAGACCUGCAUGCUUACACAUCACUGAUUUGGGGUUUUUCUCGUUAUGGUCAAGUACAGCAGGCAAAGUCAUUGCUAGAUGAGAUGCUCAAGAAGGGCAUUAUUCCUGAUCAAGUUCUCUGUAUUCAUCUAUUGAGAAAAUAUUAUGAUCGAGGAGACAUCAAUGAAGCUCAGGCACUUCAUGAUGAUAUGAUGAGGAGGGGCCUUAUUGCUGGGACUGUUGACAUAAAAGUUCCUUCUGUACACACUUGAGUGGGAAAACAUGUUUUACAUACUUGGUUUAUUGUUCCUUAUUUGGUGGCCUGCAAUCUAGAUUACUUCAUUUUACACCAAAGUUCAAUAACGUAAUUGAAAUGAAUUUGAUGCAUCCUUAUCUAAUAGCAACUGGCUGUUUCAGUUGAUGCAUUCUCAUUCUCUAGGCACUCAAAUUUUUAUGAUAUAAAUCCUGCAGCUUCUGGGGCUUGCAUAUCACAUUCAUGUUCUCACGUGAUCAUCAAGACAGCCAUAACAUGAUGCUUUCCUGGUUUGAAAUCAAUUUGGCUAAUAUUAUAACUAGGAAGUUCACAAUUAUAGUGCCCUUACUUCCAGCUGUUGUUAAAAAAUUGCACAAGCUUAAUGCUUCCCAAUCAGAAAUUGAUUUUCACAACAGCAAAUCUUCAAUUGGCGGAUGCAGAGUUCAGCCAUAGUGGAUGCCCUCUCACCACUUAGACAUGCAAGUACAUUAUGAUCAGGUUGUUCUUUUGCUUGGAAGCUGAGGCAUUUUAUGCACCUGAUAUGGUCUCAUUUGUUUUGCUUCUAGAUGACAUUGGAUCCAAAAGGUCUAGAGCUAGAAAUUUGUGAAUCUUUCAAUGGGUGGACAGAUACAGGCUUCCCUUGUUCUCUUUCCAAUCUUGUUGCUAACAAAGAAAAAUACAAGAUCAGGUAUAUUUUUUGGCAUUAAAAAGUUUAGGCAGAGAAGAGGUUGUCUCAUUAUAGGGUUACUCAAAGGAUGACUUACUGUUGUCCUGACACUAAUAAAAGAUUACCAGCAUUCUCAGGUGUUUUGACCAGCCUUUGUAUCACAAAGAAUGAACAAUUAAAUGAAACAAUGCGCCAAAACAAUACCACUAUAUUAUUGGGGUAUGACAUGCAGUAUUUUGACACCUUUAAAUAUUUAAAUGGCAGCAUCAUGCCAUGUAUGUCAAUACUAUCAUGAAUCUGGCGCCCAUAUUCAAUGAAUGUGGAUACAUUUAAAAUCCUACAAUGAAGAUGCAGGAAAUGGGGGUACACAAGUUCAUAUGUAUAUUAGAUUUUUGUUAGCAUAAAGAAAUUCAGCGACAAUUUCUACUCAACUUUCGGUUUAACAAACAUUUCCAUCCAGAAAGCUCAUAUGAUGUGAGUGAUGGCAUCCAAAGAAAAAAUGGACCACAUGACGUUAAUGUGAGUUGUGGAAUCCAAAGAAAAAGUGUACAAGACCAACAAAAAAAAAUUAUAUGAUGAACAGUAUGAGUUCAGAUUAUUUUUCUUUUCCUUGUGUCUGCAAAAUAAUAGAACUGUACAAAAAAAAAUUAUACAUCAGAUUGCGACAUGUAUUCACCAAUAAUUCCCCUCUUCCCCAUUUCACCUGAAUCUGUCGGCGUUGUAUUUAUUUGCUUGGCUCUACUUUCAUCCAGGAUAAAGCCUUUCAGUUAGUGUUUAAAUAGGAAAUAUAACAAAUAUGCAAGUGUAAACACGUAGAAGAUAUAAAAUCAAGUUUCAUGUUUGGUUUGUUAGAAUGACUUCCAUACGAACGAUGGAAAUA